CAAUUGAAUUUGUGCACACGCGCACUUCACAGAGACGUUCCCUUACGGAAAGAUACAAAUAACGCUACAACAUGCCAAUAGGAUCUCGCUAGCUCGUGAUUGGCUUUGCUGCUUGUUCUGCCUACUAUGCUUCAUUUGCUCCCGCUGUAAACGACACAGAUUAACCAUCUUGUGUUAGUUAUAUUUUAUGUCUAGCCGUCUGUCUAGUAGCUGUUAGCGUAUUACAGUAGCUAGCUAGCUACAGUUCUAGGAGAGACAGGAUAUUUGUAACUAGCUGAUUUGUUGACGAACAACAAAAAACAACGUUUGUGAAGUGCUUGCCCCUGUUUCCAGGAGGAAGAUCCCUGACUCUCUGGGCACUGGUGUGAUCUGGAGGAGGCUAAAUCCCAGUCUUUCCAUUAAUAUAGUAAACCAAACUGGGAAACAAGGGGGGCAGCUCAUCCAUAGAAGACUGGCUGUGAACUCUGGGACUGGUACCAGUAAGGGAAGGGGGGGGGGGUUGAUUUUCCAGUGAUCAGUUGAUGUUGUUGCGGUUAUGUCAGAGGCCAUCCUCACCUUCCAGUACCAGCUCAAUGGAGUCAUGGAAACGAUCCUCAAAACCGCCGUGCAUGAGAUCACUCGGCUGGUGAAGGACAGCUUCCUGGAAAAAGUGACACGGAGUAAUCAGGAAGUGGACGUCUUGAAGGAGAGGCUGCAGCAGUGUGAGCAGAGAUGGAGGGACGGAGAGGAGGAGAGGAAGAGGAGGGAAGUUGAAGAGAAAGAGCAGAGAAAGAAGAGGGAAGAGAGAGAGCAGAGGGGGAUGUGUAGGAGAUGUGGUUGUGCUGGAGACACUGAGGAGAGAGAAGAGGCUCUGUCAGGAGCAGAGGAAGGUUGUGUUAUCAAACAGGAGAUGUUCCAGCCAGAUGGACCCAGCGCUCUCCCAGAGAGAGAGGGUCCACAGGAAAUGGCCACACCCAGCUCUUCCUGUGUCUCUGAAAGGAUGGAAGAGAAGGAGGCCCAUGUGAUCCAUAUCAAAGAAGAACCCAAUGACUGGGGGGAUCUGGUUACCCAGAUGGUCACAUCCACAGAUGCCUCCAUAGUGAGCCUGAGUCGUCUGCAGAGAUUGAGCUCACUUGCUGGGGCUUGGACCAGUGAGCCUCAGCCUCCACCUCCACUCCCAGCACCAUGGGCCAGUGAGCCUCUUCCUCCAGCACCAUGGGCCAGUGAGCCUUUUCCUCCAGCACCAUGGGCCAGUGAGCCUCCACUACCUCCAGCACCAUGGACCAGGAAGGAGCAGCACCUACUCUCAAGGUCAGUGAUACCCACCCAGGGGACAGAGCAUGCUAUGGGGGCCCUCGAGAGCAUCAACACAACGGCACAGCUGAGGGUCAAACCCUUCAGCUGCCCACACUGUGGGAAGAGCUUCCCUCAGCUCCGAAACCUGAAAGACCACCAGAAGUACCACCACACAGGGAAGAAGGCCUUCACCUGCUCUCAGUGCGGUAUGGGCUUUGUGUACAUGUGCCACUUCAGGGUACACAUGCAGCGCCACAUGAGGGAGAGGGCAUUCAGCUGCUCUCAGUGUGGGAAGAGCUUCAGCCUUCAGAGCGGCUUGGAGAAACACAGGGUCCUUCACACUGCAGAGAGGCCUUACCACUGCACGGAUUGUGGGAACAGAUUCUAUUCUAGAGCGGACCUGAAAAUACAUGAACAGGUUCAUGCAGCAAGGUAGUAGACCUUUGAGAUGAAGCAGGUUGAUUUAGAAAAUUAGAGGGGGGAAAUAACUGCCCACGUGUACUAUGUUCAAUGUAUCAAUAGUUGCUGAUGCAUUUGAUGUUGAGGAAUAAAACUCUAUGAAGAAAUUA
Molecule: messenger RNA, 1844 nt
Organism: Coregonus clupeaformis (lake whitefish)
Lineage: Eukaryota; Metazoa; Chordata; Actinopteri; Salmoniformes; Salmonidae
Product: replication initiator 1-like
Exons: 3
Coding region: 536-1711 (391 amino acids)
Biological process (GO): regulation of transcription by RNA polymerase II
Molecular function (GO): DNA-binding transcription factor activity; RNA polymerase II cis-regulatory region sequence-specific DNA binding
Source: RefSeq, a predicted model, not a curated record